Cladocopium goreaui is the source of this 2364-nucleotide messenger RNA. The record is from the annotation of a GenBank genome assembly. NCBI's taxonomy places the organism in Eukaryota, Dinophyceae, Suessiales, Symbiodiniaceae.
CGACUACGUUGCAGCUGCUGCCAAAGCAGCCGGUGAGCUCUAUGGCUAUGGCCACUCUGAUGUGCUGUUCAAGCCAACCAAGGCAGCUGAAGCACAGUUUCGACCCACAGCCUCAGAUGCCAUGUCCUACUUUGUUGGGCACAAGGCGGUCGAGAAUGGGUAUCUUGAGGAUGCUGGCUUCGCCAUCAACGGUGGAAAGGGAUGGUCAAAUGUGGUUUUUGACAACCACCAAAUUCAUGUCAGCGGCAAUGUUGCCAUUGCCAUGGGCAACUACUUUUUCACCAGCGCUGCAGAUGGAAGCAAGACCAAAGUUGAGUACACUUUCGGCUACAAGAAGAAUGCGGACGGCAAGGUGCGCAUCUUCCUCCACCACUCCUCAGUGCCAUACCGCGUGCCUGCAGCCACUGCAUCUGGAGCGAUUACUGAAGAGGAAGUAAAGAGUGUGCAGGCAGCAUGGGCCAAUGCCAUCAAGAGUAUCUCCAAGACUUGUCUUGAGGGAGGCGACUACGUUACAGCUGCUGCCAAAGCAGCCGGUGAGCUCUAUGGCUAUGGACACACAAAUGUGCUGUUCAAGCCAACCAAGGCAGCUGAAGCACAAUUUCGACCCACAGCCUCAGAUGCAUGUCCUACUUUGUUGGGCACAGAGCGGUCGAGAAGGGUUAUCUUGAGGAUGCUGGCUUCGCCAUCAACGGUGGGAAGGGAUGGUCGAACGUGGUUUUUGACAACCACCAAAUUGAUGUCACUGGCAAUGUUGCCAUUGCCAUGGGCAACUACUUCUUCACCAGCGCUGCAGAUGGAAGCAGGACCAAAGUUGAGUACACUUUCGGCUACAAGAAGAAUGCGGACGGCAAGGUGCGCAUCUUCCUCCACCACUCCUCAGUGCCAUACAGCGUGCCUGCAGCCACUGCAUCUGGAGCGAUUACUGAAGAGGAAGUAAAGAGUGUGCAAGCAGCAUGGGCCAAUGCCAUCAAGAGUAUCUCCAAGACUUAUCUUGAGGGAGGCGACUACGUUGCAGCUGCUGCCAAAGCAGCCGGUGAGCUCUAUGGCUAUGGACACACAAAUGUGCUGUUCAAGCCAACCAAGGCAGCUGAAGCACAGUUUCGACCCACAGCCUCAGAUGCCAUGUCCUACUUUGUUGGGCACAAGGCGGUCGAGAAGGGUUAUCUUGAGGAUGCUGGCUUCGCCAUCAACGGUGGACAGGGAUGGUCAAAUGUGGUUUUUGACAACCACCAAAUUGAUGUCACUGGCAAUGUUGCCAUUGCCAUGGGCAACUACUUCUUCACAAGCGCAGCAGAUGGCAGCAAGACCAAAGUUGAGUACACUUUCGGCUACAAGAAGAAUGCGGACGGCAAGGUGCGCAUCUUCCUCCACCACUCGUCAGUGCCAUACAGCGUGCCUGCAGCCACUGCAUCUGGAGCGAUUACUGAAGAGGAAGUAAAGAGUGUGCAGGCAGCAUGGGCCAAUGCCAUCAAGAGUAUCUCCAAGACUUAUCUUGACAGAGGCGACUACGUUGCAGCUGCUGCCAAAGCAGCCGGUGAGCUCUAUGGCUAUGGACACACAAAUGUGCUGUUCAAGCCAACCAAGGCAGCUGAAGCACAGUUUCGACCCACAGCCUCAGAUGCCAUGUCCUACUUUGUUGGGCACAAGGCAGUCGAGAAGGGUUAUCUUGAGGAUGCUGGCUUCGCCAUCAACGGUGGAAAGGGAUGGUCAAAUGUGGUUUUUGACAACCACCAAAUUGAUGUCACUGGCAAUGUUGCCAUUGCCAUGGGCAACUACUUCUUCACCAGCGCUGCAGAUGGAAGCAAGACCAAAGUUGAGUACACUUUCGGCUACAAGAAGAAUGCGGAUGGCAAGGUGCGCAUCUUCCUCCACCACUCCUCAGUGCCAUACAGCGUGCCUGCAGCCACCAAAGUGCAGUCCCCAAGCUUGGUGACAACUUUGCAGCCAACAGUGGUUGGAGCAUAGAUUUGAUCUCCGAGAGGUCUGCUUUGGUCACAUCUUUAGUUUUUUUCGAUGCUGACGGUGACUUGAAACAGUUGCCUGGUCUGGUGCUUUGCAAAAGUUUUAUUGCACUUUUCUGCACGUUUGAGGCUUUUUAGGUUUGUCCUUUGUCCAGCUUUUGCCUCAAACAUUUUUGUGCAGUAUCAAAUUGAUUUGUACACAUGAUAUAGAUUUAAUUAUUGAAUUUUUAGCCGGACCUAGGAGCCGGCUGCGGGGAUGAAAAAUCCCCACCAGAGGAGGUAUCUUUCGAAGUUUUGGGAAGGGCCAAUGGGCUGUCAAAGGCCCGCGCUCUUCAGCCAAGCAGCCAGUACAUAGCUGUGCUUUGCUUGGAGACCCUUGCAGCUUUUCGCAAUCGCCCGCCUC